Molecule: messenger RNA, 2841 nt
Organism: Trichoderma harzianum CBS 226.95
Lineage: Eukaryota; Fungi; Ascomycota; Sordariomycetes; Hypocreales; Hypocreaceae
Exons: 6
Coding region: 1-2841 (946 amino acids)
Biological process (GO): establishment or maintenance of actin cytoskeleton polarity
Cellular component (GO): cell tip; microtubule cytoskeleton
Molecular function (GO): protein binding
Source: RefSeq, a predicted model, not a curated record
AUGACCAGGCCCUUGAUCGUCAGAGCGGACACGAUUGACUUGCAACAUCACCACGCCCCGUCGACCCAGGAUCACUCCGCACCCCGAGGUCUUACGGGUCAUACGAUAUCCCGAAACCCCUUCUCCAACCCUCCUGUGCUGCUCGCUCCGCACCAGGCCGAGACCCUUCGCGAAGUCGCCCACGAGACCGCCAUCGCGCAAUCCCGCAGUCCCUGGGCUGCCUCCGACACAGACAACGGCCGACCGAACGCUGAAAAUAUUGCCGACGGCAUGGACGUGUAUCAGCAACACCAGCACCAGCAGGACUCGCUGGCCGUCGCCCAGAAUGGCGGCAUGGCCGACGACGACGACAUCGAGGAGGAUGGCGACCUCGAUGACGACAUGAUGGAUCGCAUCUCCAGUUCGCCUUCCAUCGAAGAUGGUGCGUGCAGCUCUGUUGUCACUCCCGUGGCCUGGCCGCGGCGAGUUUCUUCCCUAUCUUGCAUCCCACGGACCCCCUGGACGUCAUUGCACUCGCACCCUCACUCUUCCUCCCCAUCUCCAGCUCCCAGCACAGCAGACACAGAUUCCCUACAGCACAAUCGCAUUGCCCAUCGUCAUCUUCUCUCGGGUGAGUAUGCGGGCCGCAGCCACGACGACGAUGACAACGAAGACGGCGGCAAAAGACACGUCGACGGCUACGAUCCCGCGGUGGACAAGGAUGGCAACGCGUUGGCACACGAUCCCGACAGUCAGCAUGUUCUCGUUGCCAAGGACGACACGUAUUUUGCGGAAUGCGACUGUGACUUUGACUGCAACGACCGGCACCUUUGCGCACACGAGGCAGAUUGUGACCCCGACAUGUCGCUCACGAUACCUUACAACAAGUCCUUUGAAGAAGAUGAUGAUUCCGACUUUUCCCUCCCCGAUGAUCCACGCUUCAUUGAAUAUGGUUGGGCGGCAGAAUGCUUACAUGAACCAGAGGAUAUCGAUUUCGAAUUCGUUUACGCCCUCCACACCUUUGUCGCUACCGUCGAGGGCCAAGCCAAUGCAACCAAGGGCGAUACCAUGGUUCUGCUAGACGAUAGCAACAGCUAUUGGUGGCUGGUCAGAGUAGUCAAGGAUAGCAGCAUUGGCUACCUGCCAGCCGAACACAUUGAGACGCCUACCGAAAGGCUCGCUCGUUUGAACAAGCACAGGAACAUUGAUCUCUCCGCCACCAUGUUGACCGAUCAGCAACAAGUGCAGAAACCAAAGACUGGCUUUUCCAUUGGCAUCAAGAAAAAGGCAACAGUCGCUUUUGCGGAGCCCACCUACCACGACUACUCUGACCACGACUAUUCUUCGGAAGAAGAAGACCUUGACGAGAUGCUAGACGCUACCCAGACGAAGCAACAGUCGGCAUCCGAUGGCGACCCUGCCGAUGACAGCGCCAGAGUAGAGCCGCUCAAGACCAAAUCAUCCAAGGGCGCCAAGCCAUCGGAUCAGACACUAGACGAGUCCUCUGACGAAGAAGAUCUCCGAGGAAGCCUCGACAUUGUGGAGAAGAAGGGCCCCAGCAUAUCUCGCAACGGCAACAUCAGGAACACCGACUCUUUCUUUAAGGACGAAACAGCCGAGACCAAAAAGAUCACCCUUACGCCUAACUUGCUGCGGGAUGACGCCCCUCGGGAGUCCACCGACUCUGUCGGCAAGUCUCGGACAAGCUUGGACAGGCUCGAAAAGGAGCUCAUGUCCGACAAGGACAGGAAGAAGAACAAAGACAAGAAGGAAAAGGAAAAGGACAAGGACAAGAAGCCCGGUGGUCUCCGAGGCCUCUUCUCGAGAAAAGACAAGAAGAGGUCGCCCGACGAUAACGGGCUCGAGAGCGAGCCCCGCGAUAGCGAGGAGCGCUUCUCAGAGGAGCAUUCAUCUCCCGAAAAGGCCAGGCAGCCGGCCAAGCUGCACAAGCCUCAAGCCCGGAUCGAGCCAACCGUCAACAACAAGGCGCCCCAGGCUUCCACCGUGGAGCUUGCCUCGUACUUGGCUGAAAGCCGCAUCAACGACGUCUCCAAUGUCCCCCCGCCCUCGAUGCGCAUCGUCAACCCUGAAACGAACGAGACGCAUGAAGUCCCAUCACACCAGCCUCCUCGUGGCCGCCCAUCUCUGGAUCAGCCGCUUUCUCCCACCUCCCGCCGAGGCGAGGUGGUUCCCAGCCCCAGAUCUGCCACCGCCCCGCGUGCGCUCAACCACUUGGAUCUAUCCGAUUCCGAUGAUGAUGAGUCAGAUGAUGGCGAAAACAUUCUGGAUCGCAUGCCUCAGCCCAACAGCUCCAAGCCCGAGGCCCCCAAGGCAUUCCAGGAGGAAGAGGUGGAAGAGCCCAUCAUCCCGGGCUCUUUCCCCGAUACCAAUCCCUUUUCUCCCAAUUACAGACCUUCCCCUUCACCGCAACCCCCAACCAAGCCAGAGACUCGCCCAGCCGCGGAACCAUCUCCCGUGUCUCCGGUUGCUUCAUCAGAGCCACCCGCUCUUAUGGUAGACACUUCGUCUCCAGAGGACCGCUCACCUUCUGUAUCGCCCUCUCCGGAGCUUACCCAGACUGCGGAGGAUCAAUCCAAGAGCAGCUCCUCUUCCACGGGAAGCAAGGAGCCGGCUUGGGACGACAUGAAGCUUCGUGCCUUUUUCGAUGAGCCCGACCAUAUCCGCGAUCUCCUGGUCGUGGUGUACGACAAAACGGACGUGGUGCCCGCGAGCAGCGACCAUCCGGUUGUAGGUCCCCUCUUCCGGGAGCCGAAUGCCAAGUUGGCAGAGAUAACAACGCAACUUGACAACAUGCUUGGAGAUUGGUUGGCAAGGAAACAACGCACUCGAGGAUCUCGCUGA